AUGAGACUACAGAUACUUAUAACAAUAUCAUCAUUAUUAUCAAUAUUACCAACCAUAGUACAAGCCUUCGACGAGCCAGCGAAUUAUAUUGGAUGUUAUGGUGGUUCAAUAACAGGUAAGACAUCUAGCUUCCAAUGGCAAUCAUCAGGAAAUUGUCAAGAAGCAUGUCCAGGAUAUGAUUAUGUUGCAAUCCAAGGUCAGAAAUGUGUUUGUCUUAACGAUUUACCUAGUAAUAAUAAUAAACUUGCUAAUGAUAAAUGUACAACACCAUGUCCCGGUUAUGGGGUCACAAGUUGUGGUACGGUUGAUGAUGAUUUAUAUACCGUGUAUCAGGGGGCUAAUGGAAAUGCAACUAAUCCAGUUGUUGUUAGUAGUAGUAGUAGUAUUGAUACAUCUAGUAUAACUUCAAGUCCUACAUCUAGUAAGACGGUGAUUACUUCUUCUCAUACUACUGAUAAUAGCGUGGUUGUUAAAACAAUUACUCAAGAUUCUAAUCCAACUGAAUCAAGUGAUUCCAAUAAUAGCAAGACCAACGACAACAAAGAUGAAAAUAAAUCCACCAACAUUGGUCCAAUUGUUGGAGGUGUAGUUGGAGGUGUUGCUGGGGCCGUAAUUAUUGCGGGAUUAAUAUUUUUCUGGAUAAGAAGAAAUCGAGAAGAUGAUGAUGAUGAUUAUGAUGAAGAAGAAUUCUUUGAUCAUAAACCAAUUAAUAGGAAUGUCGGGGGGUCUAGGCGAGUUAAACCAAGUCCUUUGGAUAUGCCAAUGACUAAUCCAUUUGUUGAUCCGGCAAAUAGUAGUACUACACCAAGAAGAAAUGAUACUGUACAUCAUGGUGGAGGAUUUGUUGAUCCUAGAGUGAAUCCUAUUAUGAUGGGUGGGAGAAGAAGAUUAAGUGAAGGUAGUUUUAUUGAUGAAGCUACUAAUUUCCCUAGAAAACCUUUACAAGUUGCAAAUCCUGAUAAUUAG
Messenger RNA from Hemisphaericaspora subhashii, 966 nucleotides. It is a transcript of the gene WSC1, whose product is annotated as Wsc1p. The record is from RefSeq and is a predicted model, not a curated record. The coding region runs from base 1 to 966 and encodes 321 amino acids. NCBI's taxonomy places the organism in Eukaryota, Fungi, Ascomycota, Pichiomycetes, Serinales, Debaryomycetaceae. The transcript has a single exon.